This is a messenger RNA of Syngnathus acus (greater pipefish), 3143 nucleotides long. RefSeq names its product SRSF protein kinase 1b (gene srpk1b). The record is from RefSeq and is a predicted model, not a curated record. Lineage: Eukaryota; Metazoa; Chordata; Actinopteri; Syngnathiformes; Syngnathidae. The transcript is spliced from 14 exons. Bases 248 to 2266 code for a protein of 672 amino acids. Gene Ontology annotation, biological process: protein phosphorylation; spliceosomal complex assembly; regulation of mRNA processing. Gene Ontology annotation, molecular function: ATP binding; protein kinase activity.
GAGAGAGAGGACGAGAGCACUGAAGAGAUUGUAAGCUGCAAGUGGAGAAGCGAGACACUGCGAGUGAGCGCUGAUGCCUUGAGUGUCGCCACUUGUUUUUGCUUCUUUUGGAUCAUCUCAACUGUGCUACUCAUUCCCCAACCCCCUCACCCUUGAAUAUUUUUCCCCCCACUCUUGACUAAUGGCGUGAGAGCAUCUUUGAACACCUGCCCUUGUCUGUCCUGUCCUCCUCCCUGCUUCAAGUCCCAUGGGUAUCCGUGCAUCCUGCAGGCCAGAGCCUCAGAGCUGUGGUGGCACCUCCAAGCCAAGUCAGACAGACUCGCCUGUCCCCGAUCAAGACGAGGAGAUCCUGGGCUCUGACGAUGAUGAGCAAGAAGACCCCGGUGACUACUGCAAGGGGGGAUAUCACCAUGUGAAGAUUGGAGAUCUUUUCAACAGAAGAUACCAUGUGAUCCGCAAGCUUGGCUGGGGGCACUUCUCGACUGUGUGGCUAGCUUGGGACAUCCAGGAGAAGCGCUUUGUCGCUAUGAAGGUUGUGAAAAGCGCUGAGCAUUACACAGAAACGGCCCUGGAUGAAAUCAAGCUACUCAAAUCUGUGCGGAACACAGACCCCGCUGAUCCCAGCAGGGAGCGAGUGGUGCAGCUUCUUGAUGACUUCAAAAUUUCUGGCAGGAACGGCACGCAUAUCUGCAUGGUCUUUGAGGUGCUGGGGUACCAUCUUCUAAAGUGGAUCAUCAAGUCAAAUUAUCAAGGCCUCCCAUUGCCUUGUGUUAAAAGCAUCAUUCGACAGGUCCUCCAGGGUUUAGAUUACCUCCACACGAAAUGUAAAAUCAUCCACACAGACAUCAAGCCAGAAAACAUUCUUCUCACUGUCAACGAGUCCUAUAUCAAGAAAAUGGCUGUCGAAGCGACGCAAUGGCAGAAAACUGGCGUGGUACCGCCCUCUGGCUCUGCAGUGAGUACAGCUCCAGCACCCAAGCCGAUGGCCAAAAUGUCAAAGAAUAAAAAGAGAAAGAUGAAGAAGAAGCAGAAGAAGAAGCAGGCAGAGCAGCGACAGGUGGGAGGAGAAGCGUCACUCAAAGCUGGAGAAGAGAGAGAGGAGGACACAAAAGAAACCACGUCUGACGUCUCUACUGCCCCCACCUCGGUGUCGACCACGUUGCAAAAUGACACGGAGCAUCCUAUCGCAGAAUCUCCCAUUGUCAAGCUCCCCCAAGAGGUGGCUGAGCCAAGUGUACCCACAGAGGGCGCCACCAAGGAGGAGAGUAACAUGGAGGCCAACUGCAACGGUAACGCCUCCGAACCGGUGAGCGAGGCCACCCAAGAAAGCCCGGAACAUGGGACCAAGCAGUCUGCAGAAGAGCUAGAGGACCAACAGAAUGAAAACCAAGUAGAUGACAAAAUACAGACUCUCGACAAAGUACGCAACAAAGACGACUUCCAGAGCUGUAACGGCCGCUCAGAGGACCCCGAGCCACCCGCUUCCUUCGGCUCAGACGUUGCCACUUCAGAGAUGAUUGAUGCUGUCAAGGUAGAGCGAAAGGAGGAGGAUAUGGACACACAAGGGGAGAACAAAACGCAAGGUCAAGAUGAAGAAAAUAGUUUGAGUGAAUCAUCUAGUAGCUUGUUAGUAAAUCCCUUGGACCCUCUGAAUGCUGACAAGUUGCAGGUUAAGAUCGCCGACCUUGGAAACGCCUGCUGGGUGCACAAGCAUUUUACGGACGACAUCCAGACUCGACAGUAUCGUUCACUCGAGGUGCUGCUAGGAGCUGGCUAUGGCACGCCGGCAGACAUUUGGAGCACAGCCUGCAUGGCCUUCGAACUGGCAACUGGAGACUAUUUGUUUGAACCUCACUCAGGAGAAGAUUAUUCCAGAGAUGAAGGUUUGUGGAUUCUUGAGGGACAAAUCCUGCCUAUAAACGACCACGAGACAUGCAAGACAAAAGCCAAUAUCCUUUCUUUAAUUGCGACUCACGUGUGCAUGUCUCCAGAUCACAUAGCUCUGAUCAUCGAGCUGCUCGGCAAGGUUCCUCGCAAGCUGAUCACGGCAGGCAAAUACUCCAAGGAGUUUUUCACCAAGAAAGGUGACCUGCGGCACAUCACAAAGCUGAAGCCAUGGGGGAUGUUUGAUGUGCUGGUGGACAAGUACGAGUGGUCCAAAGAAGAGGCGCACAAGUUCAGCAGCUUCCUGCAGCCAAUGCUGGACCUUGUCCCUGAAAGAAGGGCCACGGCUGCUCAGUGUCUCUCUAAUGCCUGGCUGGCAUAAGAUGGCGUGCAGAUAAUUGUGAUACACACACGCACGCACACACCGCUAGAUGCACACAGGAUGGGUGUGAAGAUUAUGGGCUUAAAACCGAAACUGUGCACUCUUCAUGGCCUUCCGAUGCAGCCGGCACACACUUGUCACACCAGCUAAGACUGCACCUUAGUUGCCAUCCACAUUCUUUUUAGAUUACCGACAGAAGAGGAAGCAAAUCUUCUUGGAUUCAUUUCGCAGGGCGAGUUUGUUUUGGUGUCUACAGCACAUGAACACGUUCGGAUAUUUUAGUUACUCUUAGAAUUUAAGAUCUACAGUAGUUCUUGCGCUCGAGUACAAGCAAGCAGUAACAGAUUUUGCUGUUAAAAUCACCAACUUUUUAGAUCACGAAGAAGCCAAAUCCGUGCAGUCUUGUUUACCAUUGCUUUAGCCGUGCCAUCAUUUAUAUCUUUAGUGGUCAAACUCGCUCAAAGAACCUGACCGCCACGGAAAGGACUAGAAAACAUUUCUACAUUUGUACACAAUGACAAGAGGAAAGAGGAUCAGUCUUUAUACAGUUUUGCUAUGAAUUUUUUGUUUUGUUUUCAGCUUUGCACAAUGUCAUCAAAACCCACGAUAUUCUUGUUUAUUAUCACAAGAGUAGGUUUUAGAAUUCAUUAUACAUCAAACUGGGCCUACGCAGUCGCCUUUAGGGAGUCUUUGAAGGGAUGUUCCGGUGCUGUUUAAAUGCAUGGGAUGGGCGAUACUCACAUCAAUAAUAUAGCUACAGCAAUCCACCCGUACUCACACGGCUCAAAAGAAAUUUGCUCAUAGGUUCUUAAAGGUUCUCCUGUUCAGCCAAGUUUAUUUUCUGUAGGUAAAGAAGAAUAAAAUGUUUCUAAACGUC